AUGGAGGUAACUGGAACUUUCGGCAUACUUAGCCAUUACUCUGUUCAGAUUAGCACACUCUGUACUUACUUAAGCAUCGGAGCGCCUUCAGCCGAUACCGCACUGCCUUACCGAGCACUUUCAUUUAUGUGCAGAUCAGCCGCUCUACCGAGGCCUAGGACAUCCCGAAGGCCAAUACAUCACUAA
Prunus armeniaca (apricot) is the source of this 186-nucleotide messenger RNA. Lineage: Eukaryota; Viridiplantae; Streptophyta; Magnoliopsida; Rosales; Rosaceae. The record is from the annotation of a GenBank genome assembly.